Molecule: messenger RNA, 672 nt
Organism: Coniophora puteana RWD-64-598 SS2
Lineage: Eukaryota; Fungi; Basidiomycota; Agaricomycetes; Boletales; Coniophoraceae
Exons: 3
Coding region: 171-380 (69 amino acids)
Source: RefSeq, a predicted model, not a curated record
ACGGUUUGCAACCAUCAGUCCCGAACCAGGCUCUUCUCCGCGCGAUACUUAAGACAAAGAGUGCCCUUGGCCAUUUCUCCGCCGUCCUCCUCCUGCACUGGCCACACGCGGUUACAAGCGCCCCCUCAUCCGUCACGAUAAUCCUCUCGCAUUCAUACUAGUCAUCAGUUAUGGGUAACUUUCACAGCAGACGCUGCAAUGACGAAGCCGGUUAUCGUGGAAAGCGCUGGUUCGGCUCGAAGCCAGCCAUCCAACUACCACCCGACGAGCCUUUCGCCCCUCUUAUAGAAGAUGUGGCACCAUGGGUUAAUGGCCAUAAAGUAUUCGUAAUGGAUGAAGAUGGCGAAGGCGCGUUUGUCGAACGUCACAGUCUAAGCUGAGCUAGCCACUGUGUUCAUUCGGUUUACUAGCGGUAUUUGCCCAUGAACAGUUUGACUGUGCUAUCGCUAAGUUAUGAUGGGAGUAGCUUAUCGGACACUCCCUUUCACCUUCACUCGUAUUUAUUAUCACGAUCGCUCCGAAUAUUUAAAUGGUCCAUUGUUUCAGCAGUUGAGCCGAGUCAACCUGCUCAGCGACGUAAUCAUGGACCAAGUUAGGAUGUCCCUUAAAACGUGCUUAGUGUGUUCAUUGGAAGAGCACAGAAGGUGCACAAAUUAAUGCAAUACAUGUGGC